GGGUUAAAUUCUUUGCAGUUCACAAUUCUUAAUCAUUUUCGUGUUUAGGUCAUAACAGUAUGCUUGUUUGUAUGUCAACGAACUCAUCAAAAUUAUUCAUGAAUUUGAGCGUAGUGUGUACAUUAAUGGCUAAUGUAUCUGUUUACCCUCGAAAAAUCCUAUUUUAGAGUAUGUUAAUUUUUCACUUACCUAAACGUUUUACAGUUUAACGAAAAAUUUGAAUCGUUUCAAUUGUACUCGUUAAGAAACAACAAUGAUUACACUCACAAAGAGGUUACUAAUGGGUAACCAAAAAUCAGAAUUUUCAUUUUUUAGGAAAAAAGUCAAUGGUGAUUUGUCCCAAAAAUCCUUUAUAUCAUAUAAAUUUUAUAAAACAUUGAAUUUACCAAUACCUCCAAAACGUCCUUUAAACCCAUAUUUUAAAUUUCUUCAAAACACAAGAUUGGCCAUUACUCGUGAUAAAGAACACUUGAAACCACAUCAAGUCGUUAAGUUAGCAGCUCAAGAAUGGUCUAAUAUUGACCCACAGAAAAAAAAAGCACUUCAAGAACAAUAUUCUCUAGAAAUUAUGUCUUACAAUCAAAAUGUAAAAGCUUACAAACAAAGUUUAACUCAAGAACAACGUGAUGUUAUAAAAAAAAAAAAAGAAGACCAGAAAUUUUCUGAAGAACUCACUGAAUUAAACAAGAAAAUGACUGGCUUAGGAAAACCUAAAAAGCCCAUGUCUUCAUUCAUUAAAUUUAUGACCGAGCAAAACCUUGAGAGAAACAAAGGCAUCAAAUAUAGUGAAUGGUUGAAGAGCGUAGGGGAAAAAUGGAAAAGCACACCUUAUCACAUUAAAAAAUUGUACGAAGAUGAAGCUAAUCAAGCUUUAACUCUAUAUAAAGAAAAAAUGAUGAUGUGGGAAAAAAAAAUGAUAUCUGAAGGUAACGAUGAUAUUCUAAAGAAAAUAAACUCACUCAGAAAAUUGAAAAAAAAAGAUUAAUUUACUAUUAAAUGUGAAGCCUUGAAGAGCUCAGAAAACUUAAAAUAACUUUUUAUUGUUACAUUGUUGAACCUAUAUAAAUAAUAAAAUAAUUUUAUAGUCAUUAA
Trichogramma pretiosum is the source of this 1092-nucleotide messenger RNA. RefSeq names its product transcription factor A, mitochondrial (gene TFAM). Bases 254 to 985 code for a protein of 243 amino acids. Lineage: Eukaryota; Metazoa; Arthropoda; Insecta; Hymenoptera; Trichogrammatidae. The transcript has 4 exons. The record is from RefSeq and is a predicted model, not a curated record.